UUGAUUGCGAGGUGCUGGCGAACUGUGUAGGAUCUAGGAGACCUCUUGCUGCUGCACUCGUUAAGAUGACCUCUGAGACGACCUCUGAGGGCAUGUUUCAGGAGCAGAUACAAAGCAUGAUGUAUGUGUUUGGUGAUGCCAAACACCCUAACCCUGAGAGUGCUCUGCUGGUGGAGGAAUUUACUAGACAUCAGAUGAGAGACUUGGUUUCGAGAGCAUCACGUGUUGCCAGCAUGAGAGAUGCCAGGGGGAGGAUUGUCCGAUUGGAGGACGUGAUGUUUCUCCUGAGAAAAGACCAGGACCAACUGAAACGUCUACUCCGCUAUUUAGAGUUGAGAGGGCAAAUGAAGAAAGCUAGGAGUAUUGAUAGCAGGCCGGAUGAGGUGGAGGACCUUGAUGACACUGAGUGUGAGCACCUGAAGUAUACAGAGAGAGAUGAGACGGAGGUUGAUGACCUGAGUGACCCUCCUCACAGUGGAGUCAAGAUGGUACAACUGGCACGUGACUUCCUCACUCCACUGCAGAAGGCUGAGCUAAAGCUUGGAGAGAUGGAUGAGCUGGAGGUCCAGCGUUUAGAGCAACAAGAUGCUCUGACCAGUCGAUUGAGCACUAAAGAAUACUUGGAGUUCACAGCGGCUAAAAGUGCAUGCUUGUACAAAAGAAAUCGUUUUAUUUCUGGUAAAUUCAAGGAGUGGAUUGGUCUCGAUGACAUCACAUCGUUGAGAUUUAAACAAGACGUUAUCGAUGUGAUUGGUCACUUGGCACACGAGACAAUUAGAAAGCUUGUGGAAUUAUCGCUUCAAGUCAAGAGUGAUAUGAGCUUGAGGACACCCAGACAGUGGCCACCCACACACACAAGUGUUGGCCAGACUCCAACUCUGAUUGACCCACCCUCCACCGGAGCAGCUGGCACUGUUGAGAGGGGAAGUGGACCUUUUGUUCUCUCCACACCCACACACUCACCCCCUCCUCUCAGCCUCGGGGGUGGCAGUCCUAUCGCAGACGCUGAUCCUGGACUGACCAUCACCAGUAGCUCCCUCAGAAGAUCAUCAAGAGAGACCACCACCAGGAAGAGGCAGAGGCAGGUGAGUGUUGCUCCAGAGGCAGAGGUGGUCAGUGAGUCACCUCUACCACCACCACCUGGACCCCCCGCCAAGAAGCACCACCCCCCACAUGCACUCAAGCCAGUACACAUACAAGAGGCCGUGCGUAGACUGGAGCAAACACAACACACAGCCCCCAUGGCCACCUUAUGGACACAUCAACCAACAGCAAAGCCUACAAGAUCCUGGUGCCUGUAAACAAUGCAAUAAUCACUGCCAUCACUAGCUAACAAACUACUGUCCUAGUACACGUACAUGUGUAGAGUUUAUGUUGUUAUACUUAUUGUUGCAUUUGUUUACUUG
Molecule: messenger RNA, 1406 nt
Organism: Halichondria panicea
Lineage: Eukaryota; Metazoa; Porifera; Demospongiae; Suberitida; Halichondriidae
Product: transcription initiation protein SPT3 homolog
Exons: 13
Coding region: 66-1301 (411 amino acids)
Biological process (GO): transcription by RNA polymerase II
Molecular function (GO): transcription coactivator activity; protein heterodimerization activity
Source: RefSeq, a predicted model, not a curated record